AAUAAAGUAAAUAGGAGCUGUCAGUAGAUCCAGAAGUUCAUAAAUUUGCGAAUAAAAGGGGCGAUUUAACAAAAGAUAAUUGGAUUUCAUGCACACUAAGUAACAUUUGUAUGACGACCUUGUGCGACGUCUAAAAAAGGUUUUAUAAGGACAGGAGUGACGCUGUCCGGCAAUGUUCACAGACAUGGACUAUGAGUUGGAGGAGGAUAAACUGGGGAUACCGACAGUGCCUGGGACUGUGACUCUGACAAAAGAUGCCAAUAAUCUUAUAGGCAUCAGCAUUGGUGGUGGGGCACAGUACUGCCCUUGCCUCUACAUUGUUCAGGUCUUUGAUAACACGCCGGCAGCUCUGGAUGGGACGCUGGCAGCAGGUGAUGAAAUCACAGGUGUGAACGGGAAACCAGUGAAGGGAAAAACUAAGGUGGAGGUGGCCAAGAUGAUUCAAGCUGUGCAGGGAGAAGCUGUAAUCCAUUACAACAAACUGCAGGCUGAUCCAAAACAGGGGAAGUCUCUGGACAUCGUGUUGAAAAAAGUCAAACAUCGACUGGUAGAGAAUAUGAGCUCAGGCACAGCAGAUGCGCUUGGACUCAGUAGAGCUAUUCUAUGCAAUGAUGGACUUGUCAAAAGACUGGAAGAGUUGGAGAAAACAGCAGAGCUGUACAAAGGGCUGAUGGAGCACACAAAAAGACUGCUGAGAGCAUUUUUUGAGCUUUCUCAAACCCACAGAGCGUUUGGAGAUGUGUUUUCUGUCAUCGGGGUGCGAGAGCCUCAGGCUGCAGCCAGUGAGGCGUUUGUGAAGUUUGCUGAUGCUCACCGCAGCAUUGAGAAAUACGGUAUUCAGCUACUGAAGACCAUCAAACCUAUGCUCCAUGAUCUGAACACGUACCUUAACAAGGCCAUACCGGACACCAAGCUCACCAUCCGCAAGUACCUGGAUGUGAAGUUUGAAUAUCUGUCAUACUGCUUGAAGGUGAAGGAAAUGGAUGAUGAAGAAUACAGCAGCAUAGCCAUGGGGGAGCCUCUGUACCGUGUCAGCACUGGUAACUAUGAGUACCGUUUGGUGCUUCGGUGUCGGCAGGAGGCUCGCGCCCGCUUUGCCAAGAUGAGGAAGGACGUGCUGGAGAAGAUAGAGCUGCUGGAUCAGAAACAUGUUCAGGACAUCGUGUUCCAGCUGCAGCGCUUCGUCUCGGGCAUGUCGCAUUACUACAACGAGUGCUACGCCGUCCUGAAGGAGGCGGAUGUCUUCCCCAUCGAGGUGGACCUCUCCCGCACCAUGAUCAACUACAGCAGCCAGUCGUUCUCCUACACAGAUGAAGAUGAGGAGGAAGAGGGAGGCGGACGCAAAGAGGAAGGAGGAAGCAGUGCAGGCAGACAAGCGGAAAACGGAGCGGAGAAGCUGAUCGAUGAUGAAUGAGGAAGUCUGUGUGUGUGUGUGUGUGUGUGUGUGUGUGUUUACCAUCACUUACAUUUAAUGUCAACACACUCACCAGGCGGCGAUCCUUGCAGGAGAAAGCAGCUGUAGGAACGGUUCACACUGUUCUCACAAAGAGGAAUGCUGCUAUGAUGCUGUAUGUGGGUGUUUUUAUGGUUGUUUCUCUGUUGGAUUGUCAGAAAUUUAUAGCUUUAUGGUUACUUUAUAAUGUUAUUAACAUUUGGAAAUUUUCACUUUAAAACAAGUUCUUUGCGAUGUCACAUGAGGUCAUCGCUGAAGGAAUGUGAGGGACACAAUCAGUCGAAGGAAACUAUUUUUGUGUGAGUGAUGUGGUUGGGUUAUAAUGUUACAGACUGGGAUCUAUAAGCAUAUGAGUGGUGCCUUCUUUGCUCUCUGUACAAUGAGGUCUAAUGAGUCUGAUUGUUUCAUUGUGGAUAUUUAUUUUCUUUGCUGCAAAACUUCCUAUAUACUUGUCAUCUAUUUAUUUACCUGACUGAAAUGAGUUCUUAUUGUACAUGUUUGUCACUACUGAGAAAAAUUGUCAAUGCAGCAAACUGGUGGAUGGUCAUUUUACCACAUGUCAGGGUGUUUGUUACAUGCAGCUGUUAAAUGCCUUUUUUAUUCCAUCUUUGCACAUUUUAAGUUGUCCAACCAGGGACACAUUUGCAAAAAUCUUUUUUUCUUUUUUUGAAGUAAUCCAGUCUUUUAUCUUCUCAUGCAGCAUGCUACAGGUGGAGUGUUCACAUUCCCCUCACUACAUUUUCAUUCCAGCUGUGCCCUCACAACUGUGGGGUUUAGGAUGAAGAAACCAAUUGGAUGCACAGCGUCACCACUGUAGGAAGGAAUUUAAAAAAAAAACAAAAAAAAAACACUGUGUACAAAAAGGGAAAAGGUAUAACAACUCUUUUAUUUAUUGUGUUUUUCAAAUUAUAGCUAACGUUUUAAUCAGCAGGGGGUUUAUCUGAUAGUUCAUUGAUCAUUUACGUGAAUCUGUUUUAUACCAUAAACAAUCAGUGAGGGGCAGCAUCGGACCAGCUCCCAAAUGUGUGUAUUGUUUUUCUGAAUGUGAAGAAAGGGACCCACUGUAUGUUUUUUGUUUGUUUUGUUUUGUUGUACGGUGUUUGCUUCAUAUUUGUAUUAAUAUUGGCUAUUCAGAUCUUUACACGUGAUCAUUUGAAUGGGUCGUGUUCUUUAGAAAAAAUUACGUCAGCUUAAUUUCCAUUGUAACUUUCUUUCGUCGCGAUAAGAUCUGCUGUUUCAUUAAUUGCGCCGAUGCACUGUCCGUGACAUUGUAACAUAUCGAAUAAA
This is a messenger RNA of Archocentrus centrarchus (flier cichlid), 2740 nucleotides long. It is a transcript of the gene pick1, whose product is annotated as protein interacting with prkca 1. Gene Ontology annotation, cellular component: postsynaptic early endosome; trans-Golgi network membrane; synaptic vesicle. The coding region runs from base 173 to 1414 and encodes 413 amino acids. NCBI's taxonomy places the organism in Eukaryota, Metazoa, Chordata, Actinopteri, Cichliformes, Cichlidae. Gene Ontology annotation, biological process: regulation of Arp2/3 complex-mediated actin nucleation; receptor clustering; intracellular protein transport. Gene Ontology annotation, molecular function: protein domain specific binding; phospholipid binding; protein kinase C binding. The record is from RefSeq and is a predicted model, not a curated record. The transcript is spliced from 13 exons.